CGUACGUGACGUUCCAUUUAACGAAAUCCAGGUUCUUCGUUUACUUCCAAGUCCUCAGCCAUCGCCACCGUGUCUCUGUUUCCUACCAAUUUCGUUUUGUUUGAUUAUAUUUUUUUCGAUUUUCUCUGUUCUCUUCCAGAUCUCCCGCCGUAAAAUCCCAAGAUUUCUGGUGUCGAAGGUUGGAUGGUUUUCGGGGCUUUGCUCGUGUAGCUUCGAAGUUUUAUGUUGGGAGAAUCAAACUCCCGUUGUAAAAUAUGGAUACUGCAUCAAAUGAUUCCCAGGAUUCUUGGAAUAGGGAUACCGGAUUUGGCGCCAAUGAUAGGAGGUUCGCUUUUUCGCGUCGAACUUCGUCUAAGCAAUGGCAAGAGCCACCCCACACGCCGAUUCCUAUCAACUCCGACGAUUCGGCGAAGCCUUUGCUUUCGCGGAAUAUGUCGAGCAUAAACAUUCCGCCCGGAAGCUACUUCGCUUCCGAAAGUAAUAAAUUCUGUAGUGUAAAGGAUAAAUCAAGCGAUAAAUUAUCGGUUUUGUCGCUCGCCUUUACAAUUUUAGAGAAUGUGAGAUCUGGGAAUCGGUAUAUGAAGAGGCUGUUUCUGAUGAUUUCGCUUAAUGUCCUAUAUACAACUGCCGAGUUAGCUAUUGGUCUCCUUACUGGGCGUAUUGGUCUUGUUUCUGAUGCAUUUCAUUUGACUUUUGGCUGUGGUCUUUUGACAUUUUCAUUGUUUGCCAUUGCUGCCUCUCGGAGUAAGCCUGAUCAUGUUUUCACCUACGGGUACAAAAGACUAGAGGUUUUGGCUGCCUUUACUAAUGCUCUAUUUCUUUUGUUCCUGUCUUUCUCAUUAGCUGUGGAAGCACUCCAUGCAUUUAUACAAGAUGAAUCUGAACACAAGCACUAUUUAAUUUUCUCAGCCGUAACAAAUUUAAUGGUCAAUCUUAUCGGUGUUUGGUUCUUCAGGAGCUAUGCUCGCCUUAAUCUUGUGUACAGAAAAGCUGAAGAUAUGAACUACCAUUCAAUCUGCUUGCAUGUUCUUGCAGAUUCUAUCCGCAGUGCAGGUCUGAUAUUGGCAUCCUGGUUUUUGUCUCUUGGGGUUCAAAAUGCUGAAGUUUUGUGCUUAGGACUGGUUUCAGUUGCAGUCUUUAUGAUUGUCAUGCCUCUCUUUAGAGCAACCAGUGGUGUUUUACUUCAAAUGGCACCGCCUAGCAUUCCAACUUCAGCAUUAAGUAAAUGUUGGAGACAGAUUUCAUCCCGUGAAGACAUAUUAGAAGUCACUCAAGCGCGAUUUUGGGAAUUAGUACCUGGUCAAGUUGUUGGCUCGCUCACUCUAACGACAAAGAAAGGAUCGGACAAUCGCCAAACGCUCGAUUUUGUGCAUGGUAUGUAUCAUGAAUUAGGCAUACAGGACAUGACAGUGCAAACUGAAGAUGCUUGAAUUGCUGCUGCUCCAUAUUUCUCCGCAUUCUUCCAUAUGAACAAGGUGAUGAUAUCCUUUAGCUUACCCAUACUAUCAAUUUUUCUAACAUCCACAUCAGGUUUAUGAUAUUACCAAGUAUCUCCAAACAUGUUCCUCUGUUCCUCAUAGUUCAUAAAUGUCUUAAUUUUUCUUUCUUAUAUAUGUUAUAUGCCAAUUAUGUCCAACAUGUUCCACAUUAGGCCUAUCAAUAACAUGCAUGAUUGGUAUCAA
This is a messenger RNA of Cucurbita moschata (crookneck pumpkin), 1682 nucleotides long. Its product is annotated as metal tolerance protein C2. The transcript has 10 exons. Gene Ontology annotation, cellular component: Golgi apparatus; membrane. Bases 255 to 1430 code for a protein of 391 amino acids. Gene Ontology annotation, molecular function: zinc ion transmembrane transporter activity. Gene Ontology annotation, biological process: intracellular zinc ion homeostasis; zinc ion transport; transmembrane transport. The record is from RefSeq and is a predicted model, not a curated record. NCBI's taxonomy places the organism in Eukaryota, Viridiplantae, Streptophyta, Magnoliopsida, Cucurbitales, Cucurbitaceae.